UCAACGCAUAGUUCGGCGCUGUCACAGGACAAACCGCCUGAUCAGUGAUCACCUUUGUCGGGUAUAGUGAAAUUGAGUGGAUAGCCACAGUUCCUCUUUCUCCUCCACCCCACGCUCGAGGAUAAAAUGAAAUACAACAAACGCUUGACGGCUUUGGUUGCUGCUGGUCUGCUUCGAAGUUCGCUCGCUCAGACAUGGUGCGGAAAGAAUUAUAUGGCAAAUCAGUCUGUGGUGCCCCCUGGAGGACAGUUUGUAUUGCCUACGCAGAGUGUCGAUCCACUUCUGUCGUUCCGUUGUGCCCCUGUCUUCCGCCCAUACCUCCAAGAGGAUGCGAAGAGCGCAGCAUUCGUAGUGGAUACACCAAUUGUUUACGACUGGAUCGCUGGUGCUGAGCCCAUAUCACUUCCUUCUACCUCCAGCAACUCCACUGGCUUAGGAAGCAUCACUGUCACAAUCAACGUGGGCUCCGUAGAGACCACCGCAAACGUCCCUCUGAAUGCCACCAACUUCCAAAUACCCGUAGAUAUCAGCAAACUCCAGGCUCAGAAGACUGCAUACAAUGUCCGCUGCUCCGCUACAUACACUGCCCCUUCGUCUUCGAACUGCCAGAAAUUCAAGACUAGUACAUCCCUUUUGUAUCUCCCUGACACGAAUGCAUCUGUCACUAAGACUGACUUGCGCACUGGCGCACUCUGGGUGAGGCCCGCAGAUGGCAAGGGUGGAGCAUUUGCGCCCUUCUUGCCUCAAGGUUUCUACAUAAAUUUCGACGAGUAUCUAGUCAACAAUUUGACUAUGAUCGAUCAACUUAAAGCUGACGGGUUCAAUACUCUGCACCCAAUUCCUCCUUAUAACAACCUUACUAUUUUCGAAGAAGUCAUCAACAAGACCAUCAGUGCCGGCAUGUACAUUGUUUAUGAUAUGCGAUCGAACUACCAAAACUUGACCGCUGUCGCUCAACAAGUGAAGACUUACGCCUCGAUUCCCAACCUAUUGAACUGGGAAACUGCCCACGAGCCCGAUGGCAACUCCGACCCCCAAGAUGCGGCACAGUCGACAUAUGACUUGAUCUAUCAGCUGGACGGAUACCACCCCAUCUCUAUUGUUCUGAAUUGCCAGGACUAUAACUUCUCGCCCUACGUCAAUGGAGCCGAUAUCGUUCUUCACGAUGCUUAUCCUAUUGGUAUUAACGCCACAUUUUCUCCUGUGUGGCACACAGAGUGUACCCCAGACUUUGGACACUGCGGUUGCGACAACUGCAAAGGUACAUUGUAUGAUGUAAAGGCCCGUGUCCAGACCUUCAAAAACAGGCUCAACAUUUUGGGCUUUGACCGUACCAAGUCUGUGUGGACCACGCCCCAAGCAUUCGGCAGUGGCGCAUAUUGGAGCACCACUCCCACUGGGCAGCAAUGGGCCGCUUUAGGAUUCACUUCCUUCAACCAUGGUGCUCUAGGUUCCAAGUCCUUCCAAUACCCUACCACAACCGGCAAUGUAUCGACGAUCGAAGGGACAGCGACUAACCUCACUGUCGUCAUCAAGAACAUCGUUCAGCCAUUCAUCGUCGACCCAAACGCCACAUCUACCCACUAUGAUUAUCUAGGCGUGGAUGCCGGCCUCUGGCACAACGGCACUGCAUACUUGCUCAUCGUUGCCAACUUGGUGAACGCGCAGGUCUAUGUGCCGUGGAAGGAUGUUGGAUUGGGCUCGAUCACCAACACGACCACGCAGGUAGAGCGCAUACUCUCCGUCUCACAGAAUACCAACGCUACUGGUCUGAACUUUUUACCUGGAGGUAUUGGUAUUUACAUCGCGACUCCCCCUAAGUGAUUAUAGAACGAGGACGAUGGAAGCGAGAGGUUGGUGAUCGUUAUAGCUUAUUAUCAUGAUUUAUCAUGGGUCAUAAUGUAUUCUACUAAGUGAGGAAUGUACCAAGUCAAAAGUGAAUGAUCAGUCUGACUAAUGUACUUGUAUCUUCGUUAAAGAACACAUUGUAUACCUUGUUAUGACCGCUGCGACACCACUGAGGAAUUUGAGGUGGAAGCAUUUAAUAGCAACGGUUUGGCACGUGUCUGGUCCAGGU
Suillus bovinus is the source of this 2077-nucleotide messenger RNA. RefSeq lists its product as uncharacterized. The record is from RefSeq and is a predicted model, not a curated record. The coding region runs from base 127 to 1824 and encodes 565 amino acids. NCBI's taxonomy places the organism in Eukaryota, Fungi, Basidiomycota, Agaricomycetes, Boletales, Suillaceae. The transcript is spliced from 9 exons.